This is a messenger RNA of Blepharisma stoltei, 369 nucleotides long. The record is from the annotation of a GenBank genome assembly. Lineage: Eukaryota; Ciliophora; Heterotrichea; Heterotrichida; Blepharismidae.
AUGGAACUAAAUUUAUGCAGAAUUUGUCAACAGUUUUAUGGAAGCCAGGAAGGACUCUGCUCAAAAUGCUAUCAAGUAGAAAAACUAAAACAGUCAGCUAGUGAAACUUUGCCGUCACUGGUGGAUUCAUUGUCAGUGAUCUCUGAAGAAUCCAAAAAUUCGCAUUCACAGUCAAAUCCUGAAAUCUGUUAUUAUUGCCACAAAAGGACUGGACCUUUAUCAUUCAAAUGCCGAUGCGAUAACUUUUUCUGCUCAAGGCACCGGCUUCCUGAAGAGCAUUUAUGUUCUUUUGACCAUAAGACUCAAGGUAUCAGAAAGCUCUCUGAAGAAAAUCCACUCAUAAAAGCUGAAAAAUUUACUCGACUAUAA